Molecule: messenger RNA, 1389 nt
Organism: Myzus persicae (green peach aphid)
Lineage: Eukaryota; Metazoa; Arthropoda; Insecta; Hemiptera; Aphididae
Exons: 4
Coding region: 1013-1303 (96 amino acids)
Source: RefSeq, a predicted model, not a curated record
AUGAUAAGUACUAUCAGAAGACAGAAAUUCGGAAUUCUCUAUCCCUUUCUCAAAUUAACAGCCAAAUCGGUGAGAAAAAGAUCGUCGGGGUCCGGGAUUGUCGACUGAAAUACUGAAUGUCUGAAUACACUGAUGUACCUAUGCGCCACAGACUAAUCAAGCUAAAUGACGUAUUGAACUAUUGAAUAAUAUUUGAUACGAAAAUAUUUCACCUCGGCCUGUGAGACUUUAAACUGUCCACUGUUAAUAUUGAAGAGUGAAGAUAAAAUAACUUAAUGUGUGGUCUGUAAAAGAAAUGAAUAAAACUACUUAGAAUUCAUCAUGUAAAAGUGUUCAAAUUAAAGCUUUAAAAUCCAAUGAAAGUAAACCGAGAAAUUUUAGAAAUAACUCUCACCCUGUUAGUUUACUUGAAGUUUUACAAUCUUUACGCAAGUAUGUUUUUAUUAUUUUUAGCUGCUUGAAAAUAAAUAUUUUUUUUAGAGAUGAAGUUCUUUGUGAUAUUAGCUUGAAAACUGAUGAUGGAACACUAAUGUUGGGACAUAAAAAAUGUUUUAAUGGCAGCUAGCCCAUAUUUCCUUGCAAUUUUAGGUAAUUUUAAUGAGAGGAAAAAAGAUAUAGUUGAUAUCAAAUAAUUAGAUUUCACCGUUUUACAACUAUUCAUGGAUUAUAUUUAUACUGGAGAGAUCAUGGUAACUGAAGAAAAUGUACAGACAUAAAUAAAUAUUUAAUUUCUUAUAAGCUAAUAUAUAUAUAUAUAAACUGUCUUUUAAAUUAUUUGAAUGCAUUAUUGUCAAUUUCUCUGUGUUUUGUUACCAGCUGCAUAUGUCUUAUAGCUUGACUAUGUAAAAGAGGCUUAUAUGGAGUUUUUACUAAUGCAACACAAUCCUUCAAAUUGCCUUGGAAUUGGCUGAUUUGGGAAAUUGUUGUAUAAUUCUGAAGAUGUACUAAAAAACAUUUUAUGUACGACCUACAAUAUAAUCUAAUUAUUUGUUUCAGUUAGAAAAUUGUGAAAAUGAUGAUUUAUAUUCUUAGUAAAAUAGUUAAAUAUGAUGAGUUCCUAUCUUUAUCUUUUGAAGAACUAGUUAAGCUAAUCUCCUAUGAUGACCUCGUCAUUCCACAUGAAGAAAAAAGGCGAGGUUUGGGGAAAUAUAAUAAUAUGAUAGUAAUAUUUUUUAUGCAAAGAUUAUAUGUGAUGCUUUACAUUUCCAUUUACAUAAAUCAAACCCACAUGCCACAAACAAUUCAUUGUACUUCAGAGCAGCUUAAUGGUUUACAAAAAUAUUUCAGAUUUUUCUGGCUUUAAGUUGGAUUAAAACAAUAAAAAAGUUGUACAAACUGGUAUGACCCAAAAACUGAUCUAUGGGAGAUCGCACCAGAAAUGAGUGAAAA